AGCAGACACGAAAACUUUAGUAAUAGCGCCCUCUGAUGGUCAUCAUCAGCUUGCGACGCGUCUCGUGUUCUAGAGAGUUCUAAGCAUUGUGGGUACCUCACCCGGCAGCGUCCUUCUCUAGCAUUCAAACAUGAUGCCCACUCCAGUCAUCCUCCUGAAGGAGGGCACAGACUCCUCUCAGGGGAUCCCACAGCUCAUCAGUAACAUCAAUGCAUGCCAGGUUGUGGCAGAGGCUGUGCGGACCACCCUCGGCCCCCGUGGCAUGGACAAGCUUGUGGUAGACAACAGAGGCAAAGCCACUAUUUCUAAUGAUGGAGCCACAAUUCUGAAGCUUUUGGAAGUUGUACACCCUGCGGCCAAGACUCUGGUAGACAUUGCCAGAUCUCAGGAUGCUGAGGUUGGUGAUGGCACCACCUCAGUGACUCUGCUUGCUGCCGAGUUUCUGAAGCAGUUAAAGCCAUACGUAGAGGAGGGGCUUCACCCCCAGACCAUCAUCAGAGCAUUCCGCACAGCCACACAGCUCGCUGUCAAAAAGAUCAAAGAAAUCGCUGUUACCAUCAAAAAGGAUGAUAAGCAAGAACAGAGGAGGUUGUUGGAGAAGUGUGCUGCUACGGCUCUGAACUCCAAGCUGAUUGCAGGACAGAAGGGGUUCUUUUCCAAGAUGGUGGUGGAUGCAGUGAUGAUGCUGGAUGAUCUACUUCCUCUGAAGAUGAUUGGAAUGAAGAAGGUGCAGGGUGGAGCUCUGGAGGACUCUCAGCUUGUAGCUGGUGUGGCAUUCAAGAAGACCUUCUCCUAUGCUGGCUUUGAAAUGCAGCCCAAAUGCUAUGUGAACCCAAAAAUCGCACUGCUCAACAUUGAGCUGGAGUUGAAGGCAGAGAAGGACAAUGCAGAAGUCCGUGUCAACUCGGUGGAGGACUAUCAGGCCAUCGUCGAUGCUGAAUGGAACAUCCUAUACGAUAAACUUGAGAAGAUCUACAAAUCCGGCGCUAAAGUGGUGCUGUCAAAGCUUCCCAUCGGAGAUGUGGCCACACAGUACUUUGCAGACAGAGAUCUGUUCUGUGCAGGGCGUGUUGUGGAGGAAGAUCUUAAGAGAACUAUGAUGGCCUGUGGUGGCUCUAUUCAGACCAGUGUCGGUUCCCUGACUGAUGAUGUGCUUGGACAGUGUGAGCUCUUUGAAGAAGUGCAGGUUGGAGGAGAGAGAUACAACUUCUUCAAAGGCUGCCCGAAGGCCAAGACCUGCACCAUCAUUCUGAGGGGUGGUGCGGAGCAGUUCAUGGAGGAAACAGACCGCUCACUGCACGAUGCAAUCAUGAUUGUACGCAGAGCAAUCAAGAAUGACUCUAUAGUUGCUGGAGGUGGUGCUAUAGAGAUGGAGUUGUCGAAGUACCUGAGGGAUUACUCUAGAACAAUUCCAGGGAAGCAGCAGCUGCUGAUCGGAGCCUAUGCCAAAGCCCUGGAGAUUAUUCCCAGACAGCUGUGUGACAACGCAGGCUUUGAUGCUACCAAUAUCCUAAACAAACUGAGGGCCAAGCAUGCACAGGGUGGUAUAUGGUAUGGAGUGGAUGUGAGUAAUGAAGAUAUAUCAGAUAACUUCCAGGGAUGUGUAUGGGAGCCCUCUGUUGUGCGUAUCAAUGCCCUGACCGCUGCUUCUGAAGCUGCAUGUCUCAUCCUCUCAGUGGAUGAGACCAUCAAGAACCCUCGCUCUACUGCUGACGGCCCAGUGGCACCUGCUGGCAGAGGAAGAGGUCGUGGUAGACCCCAACACACCCACUAAUCUACACCCAUCCCCACUAGUGUCUUGGGCAGAUCUUCUGGACAAAUGCUGGCCACUUAUUGGUCCUUGACUUGUUUUUGUGACCCAUUUUGUUACUCUCUGGUCCCACUAAAUCGAAGCAUUUCUUUGUGUUGACAAAAGGCUGAAGCAGAAUAAAAUUUCAUCUUUGCUAAUUGUUCCGGAUUGAUGGAGAUUUAAUCAUCUGUUGGAUAGUUGAUGUCAGUGUUGUUUUGUGAAAUUCUGAGAACACAAACCAUACAGACACUCAAAGAGUGAUCAGUUUGUAGAUCUGGAUAAGCACUGAUAUGCAGGCACUGAGAUACGUUCCUGUAUUGGUCACUCGGUGGAACUAUUUAUUGGACCAUUAAAAUCUGUACUUUUGCUUCUCAA
This is a messenger RNA of Carassius carassius (crucian carp), 2164 nucleotides long. RefSeq names its product T-complex protein 1 subunit eta-like. Gene Ontology annotation, biological process: protein folding. Bases 131 to 1774 code for a protein of 547 amino acids. The transcript has 11 exons. Gene Ontology annotation, cellular component: chaperonin-containing T-complex. NCBI's taxonomy places the organism in Eukaryota, Metazoa, Chordata, Actinopteri, Cypriniformes, Cyprinidae. The record is from RefSeq and is a predicted model, not a curated record. Gene Ontology annotation, molecular function: ATP-dependent protein folding chaperone; ATP hydrolysis activity; ATP binding.